CUUCCUUUAUUCAUCUCUUCUCCUCCGAAGGCGAACAAAGUUUUUUGCUCUUUUCCUUAAGAGGAUAGGAUCAUCGAUGGAGAAUGAGCACGGUGUGAAUAUUGUUUCUCUCGAGAUGGAUCGCGAUGCGGAGGCGUCGGGUGAAUCCGGUCUUACGGUCGAGAGCUCGCGUGGUGACGCCGGCGCGAAGAAGAUGGAUGAGUGUGGUGGAUGGACGAAUGAGAGACACAACUCGUAUCUUGAAUAUUUAGAGAACUCAUUCGUUAAGCAGUUUUAUUCCUUACUUGGAGGAGAGGAGAGGAGGAGACUCUCCAGAGCUCGUGAUCUGCAGUCCAACUCUCACAAAUCGACUGAUCAGUUUACGGUACUAAAAAAUGGUUGCCGCCAGAAGGUUAACUUCGGAAAGAAACGACCUCGUUUAGAGACGUCGUCAUCGAGACAGACUCCUGAAAAUCCCAACGGAAUUGAUAUCCAUGUUAACGAAGAAAUCGAAAACUCUGGUGGUGAUAAGAGUUUUACUAGAACAUCAGUGACAACUUCUUUGAGACAUGAGUAUCCAGCUCAAAGCACUGCAGAGGCGUCAGGGCAGAAUUUCAGAGAAGAAGUUGGAGAGAAGGGAUGUAACUCAAGGGCGUCCAGGAAACGCAGAAGAGAAGCUAACUAUGAUGAUAGUUCAUUGAAUGAUCAGGUUGUGCCGUAAGGAUGGUGAAGCCGCGCAUAGGAAGUGAAGUGUAGAUGAAUUACUAUGAACAGAGAAAAAUAGGAACUGUGAGUGGUAAACCAAAAUGUGGAGGGCUUUUGUUUGUUGUAUAGAAUGAGGCCAAAUAGUGCUUUAUUAUGGAAUCGAAUGGGAUGAAUUUAGGGUUGUUUGUUAAAUUUUGUCCUUGUUAUAUUAUUAGCAUGAUCGUCAUCUUUCAAUCUUUAAUUCUUUUUGUUUGUUUUCCCUUUUAUAUAUACGUUCUUUUUGUCUUCAUUUUUAGAACAGUAUUUAUUGUGAAUCUUUAUAAAUUCUUUCAGUCGUA
Molecule: messenger RNA, 1022 nt
Organism: Brassica oleracea var. oleracea
Lineage: Eukaryota; Viridiplantae; Streptophyta; Magnoliopsida; Brassicales; Brassicaceae
Exons: 5
Coding region: 77-700 (207 amino acids)
Biological process (GO): regulation of circadian rhythm; response to cold
Source: RefSeq, a predicted model, not a curated record